AUGCCCUCCAAAACCGUUCGUGUCGCGGUCACCCAGGCCGAGCCUGCCUGGCUGGACCUGGAGGAAGGGGUGUCCAAGACCUGCGAGCUGAUCGCCGAGGCCGCGCGAAACAAGGCCGUCCUGAUUGCCUUCCCCGAGUGUUGGAUUCCAGGGUAUCCGUGCUGGAUCUGGAGCCGACUGAUGGACGUGGAGAUGAACGUCCGAUACAUCAAGAACUCGCUCCGCCUGGACUCCCCCGAGAUGAGCCGGAUCCAACAAUGCGCCCGGACCCAUUCCAUCGCCGUGUCGCUAGGAUUCUCCGAGAACGCCGACAACUCGGUCUACAUCGCCCAGGUGCUGAUCGGACCGGACGGCGAGAUCAGGUCGCACCGCCGCAAGAUGAAGCCCACGCAUAUGGAGCGGACCAUCUUCGGCGACGCGUCGGGCGAAUGCUUCGCCAGCGUGGCGGAGCUGCCGUUUGCGCGAGUCGGCGCCCUGUCGUGCUGGGAACAUAUCCAGCCUCUGUUAAAAUUCCAGACGCUAUCGCAGGGAGAGGAUAUCCAUGUGUCCGCGUGGCCGAGCCUGACGCCGCAUUCGGGCGGGAGUGAUCUGUGGUCCAUGUCGGCGGAGGGAUGCCAAAGUCUGUCGCAGACCUACGCCAUCGAGUCCCAGACCUUCGUCAUGCACUGCACCGCGCUCAUCACGGAGAAAGGGGUGAAUGGGAUGAAGACAGCCGGGGGGGCACUGAUGUCGUCCCCCGGGGGAGGAUCCUCUGCGGUCUUUGGGCCCGAUGGCCGAAAGCUCACGGAGCCUGUCGACGCGACGACGGAGACAAUCAUCUACGCGGAUCUCGACAUGGACCAGAUUGUGGCUACGAAGAUGUUCGCGGAUGGGACGGGCCACUACAGCCGGCCUGAUCUGAUGCAGCUGAACGUGUGCAAGAAGGUCAAGAAGAUGGUCGUGUAUGAGGAGGAGAUGGAAGUGGCGGGCCAGGAGUAG
This is a messenger RNA of Aspergillus heteromorphus CBS 117.55, 978 nucleotides long. Its product is annotated as carbon-nitrogen hydrolase family protein. Gene Ontology annotation, molecular function: catalytic activity. The transcript is spliced from 3 exons. NCBI's taxonomy places the organism in Eukaryota, Fungi, Ascomycota, Eurotiomycetes, Eurotiales, Aspergillaceae. The record is from RefSeq and is a predicted model, not a curated record. The coding region runs from base 1 to 978 and encodes 325 amino acids.